This is a messenger RNA of Pomacea canaliculata, 2202 nucleotides long. RefSeq names its product elongation of very long chain fatty acids protein 5-like. Gene Ontology annotation, molecular function: fatty acid elongase activity. The record is from RefSeq and is a predicted model, not a curated record. The transcript is spliced from 4 exons. Bases 139 to 882 code for a protein of 247 amino acids. Gene Ontology annotation, cellular component: endoplasmic reticulum membrane. Gene Ontology annotation, biological process: fatty acid elongation, polyunsaturated fatty acid; fatty acid elongation, monounsaturated fatty acid; very long-chain fatty acid biosynthetic process. Lineage: Eukaryota; Metazoa; Mollusca; Gastropoda; Architaenioglossa; Ampullariidae.
GGGUUUGUUUAUUAUACACGAACCUGUAUUACACGUCCGUGGUUUAUACUUUUACACUUACAGACUCUUUAUUUUCCUGAUUGACUUCGCUCAGUCGCUUUGUGUGGAACCUUUCACGAUAGCUAAGUUACGUUAGGUAUGAGUAAUGCUAUGGCUGGGCUCCCAGAAAAGACCACAGCUUUCCUGGGACUACUGCUUCAGUUGCAGUCUUGUAGUCUUUUUGCUGCCUAUCUUCUCAUGAUUAUGCUGGCUGGUUUUUGGCAGAGGGCCACAUCACCACUGGGACUUAGACCUUCAUUAGUUAUCCACAAUUUUGCAUGCUGCUUUGGGAGCAUGGUGACAAUGUUGGGAUUCCUGCAUGGCAUAUGGACCAGUGGCUCCUUAUACAGCAGGCAAGAUUCAGAAAACUUAACCUGGAUUUUUAAGCUGUAUUGGAUAACCAAGAUCCUUGAACUACUUGAUACUGUCUUCAUGGUGCUACGACAUAAGACACGCCAAAUUUCCUUUCUUCACAUCUACCACCAUUCCAGCAUGCUUCUGCUUAGUGAGCUGGCAUACCGUUUCUAUCCCUGGCCUGCAAUUGGUGUCUUCUUGGGAAUGAACUCCUUUGUUCACAUCUUGUUAUAUCUUUACUAUGGUCUCACAGCACUCUUGCCUGACAGCCCUCCUCAGUGGAAAAAGCAAAUGACUCAGAUACAGAUAGCACAGUUCCUGUUAGGCUUUGUGAUUGCAUUCAUUGGAUAUAUAGGUCACAACUACUGUGUUUACAGCAUGCUGUAUGGAAUAAGUAUGACAUUUUUGUUUUCUAAUUUUUAUUACCAAGCCUAUAUUCAGAAGCGGCAGCCAGAAUCAAAACCUAGUCAUAGGGGUAAAAUGGACUGAGCAAUACUCAUCUCUUGGGUAUUUUGGGUUUUGUUUGUUUUUUGUUUUUUUUUUUGAUAUGAUGGUUCUAUGGCAGCGAUGACUGUUUUUUGGAACCACACACAAGUUCACUUUAGUCCAAAAGAGGACAGUGCUUCUGGGUACAAGUCCAACAAAAAGAAGUAACAGUUUUUUUUUCUAGUUGCCUUAGCAGACCUUUUUAACUAGUUAGACCAUUUUACUCAAAAUUACCCUCUUAAAUCUCUUGAGGAUUCAAGAUUGCAAUUUAAUGAUGUAGAUUGCUACAGAUUUAAUUCUCCUUUAAAAAUGCCAGAAACCAAAAACAUGCCCUGUAACAUAAAAUUAGCACUGCUGCUAAUAUUAUGAGGCUGUUAAAUCACAAUUAAUUAAUAUAUUAAUUAUAAUAAUGAGGAUGCUUAUAAAUAUUUAUAGUACCUUCUCCACUAACCAAGAUGUGCUCAAGGUGCAUUACAUAAAUGAAGUCACACGAGGACACAUAGGCAUCAAAUGCAUCUUGCAAAUUCACCAUCGUUCAAAUCAUAACUCUCACAUUCACAAACAUACACACUCACAAAUAAGGAUACCAUAUAGCACCUGAAGAAAACCAUUGACAGCAGCCCAGUAAACAGGUAUUACAUCCAGAGAUAUAUGUGCUAGAACCAAGAUACAAACCCAUAACACCUGAAUCUCACUGCUGUGACAGGCCCUUUAGAUAUAAUUCAUGUCUCCUUGAUCUUCUGUUACCCAUGGAGACCAGUUCUAGAGGCAAAACUGGUGUAGUGAUGUCUCUAGCCACAGAAAAGUGUUUGCUUUUUUUUUGUUGUUUGUUUAUCUCAGUUUAUUUUAAAUGUCUAAAAGAAUCAAAAUAAGUCAAGAUUAUAUUUUGCUAAUAUUUAUUCUUUGAAUUAUCCUCUUUCAAAAAUUUGUUACUCAUUUUUAUUUUUAUAAUACUUUAGUAAUCUUUUGUUGAAUGUAAUUGAUAUUAUACAGGCAUUUGUCUGACAUUUCUGAGUGUUUUAGCAUAUUUUUAGGAACUAAUGCAAUAUUUUGAGGAAAAUCAGAAAUGUUGUUUGAGGUAUUUACACAAAAUGUAUACUCCAGUGAAAAAUCCAUUGCUGGACUCGUGAUCAUUUUUACAAAUUUGCUAUGAAAUGUAUCCUGUGAUGCCUCUGUUGAGGACCUGCAAACACAAAUAUUUGUCCUUUUCUUUUUAAGUCUCACAAUAUUUGCCCAGAAAUAUUCACUUGUUAAUUACUAUAAUGUUCCAAAUCAAACUACAGACUCUUUUAAGGUUUAUUCAGUAAAAUGUUUACUUCAUCA